AUGGUCGAUGCGAUGUCUUCCGGCGUCGACGCGGUGGUGAAUUACUACGUGCCCAACAGCGAUGGGUCUCCGCCAGCCACCAACGACAUGGCAGUGAUGCUGGGCCAGAAGGAUAUGAUCUCUCACAAAAUGCGGAUCCGGGAUCUGCGGCCUUGCAAGGAGCACUAUUCGCUGGAUCGGAAUGGAUUCCAGUUCGCGACCCUCCACUCAACGCUCACGGAUGCCACCGAGGAAGGCCAGGUCAAAGAGGUCUACUAUCCAGAGAUUGAGAAGCUGGUCCAAAACGUCAGCACCGGGGCCAAGCGUGUGCUCGUCUUCAACCAUGUUGUUCGCACCAAGACCGGCAAUGACUACGGCGAGCAGAUCAAAGACCGCUACCAGGGCGUCGAGGGGCCCGCAUAUCGCGUGCAUGUGGACCAAACACCCCAAGGCGCUCUCAGCAUCGUGCAGUUCAUGUUUCCCGAUCUCGCCGACGAGGUUCGCAACGGCAGUUUCCAGGUGAUCAACGUCUGGCGCCCGUUGACUCCGGUGCAGCGAGACCCCCUGAUGGUGGCGGAUACGGCCGAGAUGCCGGUCGAUGACCUGCUUCUGAUCAACCGCAAGUAUUACAACGGACUGCAUUCCUCCAAUUUUGUUGUCAAGUAUGGGGGCCGACCGGCGACCGGGGCGGCGGAGGGCCCGACUGAUGGGUUGAGCGGUGAUGGGAGGCAUAGUUGGUGGUAUAUCGCGCAUCAAGACCCAACCGAAGCCUUGGUUUUCUCCUCUUCAGGCUUUCGGGAUGGAAAGGCAAUCAUCGGCACGCCGCAUGGUGCGUUCUGUUUACCGGAUCAGGACCAGUACCCAGCUCGUCAGAGCAUUGAGUGUCGGUGUGUUGCUCUCUAUUGA
Molecule: messenger RNA, 885 nt
Organism: Aspergillus thermomutatus
Lineage: Eukaryota; Fungi; Ascomycota; Eurotiomycetes; Eurotiales; Aspergillaceae
Exons: 2
Coding region: 1-885 (294 amino acids)
Molecular function (GO): oxidoreductase activity
Source: RefSeq, a predicted model, not a curated record